Musca domestica (house fly) is the source of this 3272-nucleotide messenger RNA. RefSeq lists its product as uncharacterized. Gene Ontology annotation, cellular component: nucleus. The coding region runs from base 106 to 3138 and encodes 1010 amino acids. NCBI's taxonomy places the organism in Eukaryota, Metazoa, Arthropoda, Insecta, Diptera, Muscidae. The transcript is spliced from 6 exons. The record is from RefSeq and is a predicted model, not a curated record.
UUGUCGAACCACACAGCUCUACCUUCUUGCACGUGUGGGAAUUAUUUGUUUUGAUAUCCAUUUGGAAUUUUGUUCGGGAGUUGGAAUAGUUAGAAUAUUAAAAGAAUGGUAGUUAUGUCCGCAGAAGGUCCAAAAAAUAAAAAAAUCGUCUUUGAUGAUGAUGGUGAUGUUGUGACCGAGGAGAAACAGCAGAAGAAAAAGAAAAACAAAGAAGAAAAAGCCAACGAUGAGGGUGAAGAUGGUGCUAAGAAACCUGUUAAGGUAAAAAAGGAGAAGGGAGUCCCGAAGCACUCAAAGAACGAUGAUAUUGAUGAUGCAGAGACACCCAAGAAAUGGUAUGAGGUGUAUUCCCAAUAUCCUUCCAGCGAUGAAAUUUUGGACAUGAAAGACAGUGAACAAAUGGAGCUGCACAAUCUGUGCCGCACCUCAUAUGACCAGGAAAAGUCGGCAUUUAUGAAAAAAAAUCCCUCUGAUGCACGUUGGUUACAGACGGCCCUGCAUAAAGGUACUGCCAAAGAUCGUGCAAAUGCCGGUGCCUUAUUGGUAACCAGUAACCCCUUGGCCAAUUUGGAAGCCCUAUCCACAUUGAUUGGUUUCACCAAAAUGUCCAAUAAAUCAUGUGUUGAGGUCAUAACAAUCAUAACAGAUCUCUGGAAGGAAGUACUUUUGCCGGCCUUUCGUAAAUUGUAUUCCAUACAAAUGCGUGGUGCCGAUUGGAAGGCUGUACGCAAAGAUACCAAUCUAACAAAGGAACAACAGAGAAAGAUCUAUGCCUUUUGGCAUUUUGAAAAUGAGCUAAAGGAUUUGUAUUUUGAAUUUCUCAAAAACCUCCAACAAAGUCUGCAGGGAGGCCAGGAAAACAAUAAAACAACAUCCAUUGUGGCGGCAUCCCAACUGCUUAUGUAUGCUCCGGAAAAAGAACAAAUGUUGCUGACCAUGCUCAUUAAUAAGUUGGGUGAUCCCUUGGCAAAAGUGGCUUCAAAAGCUCUACAUCAUCUGACCGAUGUGGCCCACAGACAUCCAAACAUGUGUGGUGUAAUUGUAACAGAAGCUGAAAAGCUACUCUUCCGUAACAACAUUUCGGAAAGGGCCCAACAUUUUGCUCUAUGUUUUUUGGCCAGUAUUGCUCCAGCCGGCAGGCCUGAAGUUUGUACAAAAUUGGUGAAUAUUUGUUUUGCCUUGUUCAAGGUAUUGGUGCAAAAGGGUGCUGUGAAUAGCCGUACCAUGCAGGCCAUUCUCAGAUGUUUGCAAAAGGCAAUUGUGGAUGCUAAGCCCACAGAUGGCAAUAAAGAGCUGCUAAGUAAAGAUAUGCAAGAUACAAUUUAUCGUCUGGUCCAUUUGGCCGACAUACAUGUGUCCAUACAAACGUUGGGUUUAUUGCUGCAAUUGGUUACGGUCAAGACGGAAAAGGGUGAUCGUUUCUAUAAUGCUCUCUACAAGAAGUUAUUGGAUAUGGAUCUUACCACAAUUGGUAAUAAGGCGGCUGCUCAGCUCUUGCAUAUUGUACAUCGUGCGGUGUACAUUGAUUCACAUGUUCCACGUGCCCAAGCCUUUAUUAAGAGACUCCUUCAAUUGGCCUUGUAUACUCCCUCAAAUGUGGCAGCCGGUUGUUUGAUUGUCAUACAAAAAUUGCUACAAACCCGCAAAGAAUUGUGCCCAGAUUAUGUUAAGAAAAACUCAGAUAGCAAAGCUUCUGUUACCCCCCAAAUUCUUCCCACCGAUGAAGAGUUAAAUAAAUUCGAUAGUGAUGGUGAGGAAAAGUAUGAAGAUGCCCCAGAGGAAGUUACAACAAACGAAUCAAAUGCUGAAGAUUCGAAGGCAGUAAAGACAGAGGAUAAAAAAUCCGGUUCAUCUUGGCAUCACACCAAGGUGGCGGAAAACAAAAACGGAGAGGCAAAAGUAAAAGAGUUAGCACCCAGUAAAUAUGAUCCCUUCCAUCGAGUGCCUGAUUUCGCUGGGGCCGAAUUUGCCUUACAAAAUGAGUUGCUAUUGCUACGCAGGCACAUACAUCCCACAAUUGAAGUGUUUGCCGAAAGUGUUUUGAAUAAUAAACGUAUUGACUAUUAUGGCGACCCACUGAGAGAUUUUGGUUUGGCCCAUUUCCUGGAGAGAUUCUCAUUUAAAAAUCCCAAAAAGUUAGAUGAUAAAUCCAGUGCUGCUCAACAUCCACUGGCACACAAGUCGUAUAAAUCCUUCGGAACCCGUGGCAUGCCCGUGAAGUCCCUCACAAAAAAUAACUGCACCGAGGAGGAAAUGUUUAUCUUUAAUUACCUUGAACACAAACGUAAACAAGCUGAAUUGGUGAAAACCAAAUCCACUGAAGAUGACGAUGAGGAAGAAGGUGAGGGUCUACAGGCCCGUGAUGUAGAUGAUGAUGAAUUUGAAGAUUACUUGGAUGGCUUUUUCGGUAAGAAAUCGAAAAAGGCCAAGAAAGAGGAGGAUGGGGUUGUCAGUGAUCCAGAAGAAUUAGAUUUCCUCAAAGAUUUGGGUGUGGAGCCAGGCAAAUCGGAAGCUAAACCUAAAAAAUCCAAAAGCAAAAAGAAAUCUGCGGAUGAAGAUGAUGAGGUUGAGGAUAUUGAUGCCGAUUGGGGUGAUGAUGAUGAUGAUGAGGAACUGGAUGAUGAAGAUGUGGAAUUUGAGGGUAAUGAGGUGUCCGAUGAUGAAGAGGCUUCAAUUGACUUUAAUGAAGAUGAGGAUGAUGAUGCCGACGAUGAUGAUAUGGAUGAAGAUGAGGCACUGGAUGGUGAGGAAGAUUUCGAUGAUGGAGCCUCUAUGUCGGAUGAAAUGUCUGGCAGUGAUAGUGGGGAAGAAGAUGAUGACGACGACGAUGAUGAUAUGCUACCACCCAAGGCCAAGAAAUCCAAAAAGGAUGGUUCGGAAUUAAAUGAACGUUCAUUUGCCAAGAAAUUGAAACACAGUACAGACAUGAGCUCCUUGUUCGCUGCAGCCGAUGACUUUGCUGAACUCCUCGAAGAAACUGGCAAGGUCAAGGGCCAGGGUACUUCAAAUGCCGUUUUCAACAAGGAUAAAUCGUCACAGAAACAAUUGAAAUGGGAAGAGAAGCGACGAUCAAAUGCCAAAAACUAUUCCAACAAAUCAAAGCCAAAGGGUAAAGGAAAGUUUUCAAAGAGGAAAUAAAGUAAAUGAAGUUGAUGGAAUCUGUAAUACAGACAUAUUAAGUUUUCAUUAAUAUGUGAUUUUACAGAAAUGAAUUAGAAACUAUUGUUUAUAGUAUGUAAUUUUUAAUAAAGUUAACCUCAAAAAAUCACAAA